Molecule: messenger RNA, 10692 nt
Organism: Cynoglossus semilaevis (tongue sole)
Lineage: Eukaryota; Metazoa; Chordata; Actinopteri; Pleuronectiformes; Cynoglossidae
Product: cadherin-20
Exons: 12
Coding region: 6357-8738 (793 amino acids)
Biological process (GO): cell migration; adherens junction organization; calcium-dependent cell-cell adhesion
Cellular component (GO): plasma membrane; catenin complex; adherens junction
Molecular function (GO): cadherin binding; calcium ion binding; beta-catenin binding
Source: RefSeq, a predicted model, not a curated record
CUGACAAUAAUGUCUCACAGUCGGAGCUCGUUGGCACCAAAAUGUACCAGAAGAAGAAAAUCUAAUUAAAUCUGUCAACACUAACACGACUGAUUUAUCUGAUCCACUUCCUGUUCACUCUGUCCCAGGGGAAAGAUAUUAAUACUAGUAAGACUAGUUGUUGGGACUAUUUUCUGCUCACAUCACCUCUGCUUUUCCAUCUCCAAACUUCAUCACAGGGAUGUUCCGCUCACUAAUGAGUGCAGCAGGCACUUGUCAGAGCAUCGAGUGGAGAAACAGAUCCUCUCACGGAUGCUGAUGGCCCAUGGCUCAGCUUAUUAACCCAUCUAGACUGGACACAUAGAUCAGACCUCACGGUCUCAGCACCUCACAGGAGCAGGAGCAGAUCCUGCAGCGAUCUAAAGCCCGGCUUAAUCACUUCUGAAGUAGCAGAGACGUUCUCGGGGGACGCAGCAGUCGGGUUCUACUGCAAAAGGUAAUGAGGUCAGACAGCACUGCAGAUCAUCAGCUGUGACACCACCCUUGAUGUCAGCAGCAGCAGGAGCAGCUUCUACAUUGAUCUUAAAAAAAACAACAACAAAUCGUCCAGCAACUGUAGACAGAAGUAACCACUACUACAUUACAGUACAGUAACAGCAGCAGAUUCAGUGACAGUGACACGAACUAUGCUAUGACCGUGUCAUGAGUAUUGAGAACUGGCAACACUGCAGUAAAUAAUGGCUUCCCAUGGCAGGAAGUGGAUCCAGGAAACAGUUCUCUGUAGGCAGAGUGAGCAGCACACACACACACACCGUGGUUGGUUGGAGGAUUUGCUCAUUCUAACAAGACGACUAUCUUUAUAUGACUUGUGUCUGUGAUGGAUGGACCUUUGACCAAAGGUUCGUCACGGUAUCACAGUAAACAAACCUCUGGGUUUAACCCGAGGAGGCAGGCGUUAUAACCAACCUGGGGUUUAAUGUGAUCCAUCAGUGAUGACCACACACACAUACAGUUGUACACUGUACCAGAUGUGUUAUGCAGCGCACAAACUUGCUCUUCCAAAAGUGAGGGGGUGAGGAAACAGUAUGGUUCAAACCUGAUGCUGUGAACUUUCUCACAGACCAUUGUAACUUUGAAGGAUUAGCUCAAGUCUGUUGGAUGAUUUUUAGUUAGCUCUUCUGCAAACUGACAGCUGGCUUGAAGGCAGUUACACUGUUUAACCACAUGAGGCAACAGCGGGCUGUCAGCUUCUCUGUCCCAAAGAAGAGCGAGUGAGACUCACAACAGAUUUAUAGCUGCAGACGACUGUGUAACAGUGAGAUGGAGUGCAGAUCACAUUCUGGAGAAUUGAUGGACUGAAGGUGAGGAUUUUUAAAAGCAGCUGAAAUCUGUUUGUGAUUUAAAUUCUCUGGACAGGGCUGUUGUUUCUCAUCUGAAGACACGUCUUUUCCUUUCUUCUUUUCACACCUAUUACAUUUGGCAGAGUGUAAAUAAUUCACCAGGUAUAAGGCGACAGGCAGAAUACAUCCAUAAUUCAUGCAAAACGUGUUUUUUUCACUUCUUAUAUUAUCCACAACAAAUGCCGUGCUCCUCCGCCCAUCCGUUCCCUAAGUUCUACCUAAAUUCACUCUGGUCUUUUAUGUCAGACUCAGCGGGGUCACACAGACACAGUUUGCAGAGCCGGGGUUUGUAGGGGGUGACAGAAGAAGGAGGGGUAAAUAUCAGCGCUGUUCCUGAGGUUCAGCCAUCCUGCUGCUUUGAGGCCCCGCGUCUCCUCAGCUCCUGACACUUCAUCAAGGUCAGGUCCCUACCUCUACCCACUGGAAUACUCAUCAAACGGCCCCGGAGUCUUUUAUCCCAAACCUGAUGUCACAGUGGAGGCACACAGGCAUGUCCCACAUGAAUGUCCCACAAAGCUGGGAUGCAAAGAGGGGGAGGAACUGGUAAAUCCCAUCAGCCCUCAGCCACACAGUCCUAACGAAACUGGAGCAGGAAGGCAACUAACUACAAGACACACACAUCCUGUCAAGGUUACUGCAUCAACAGUUCAUUUGUGUCCUCUCGGCAGCCGGUGUAUUGCGGCUGAGGCACAAAGAUGUGGAAUAUUAGUAAAAAGGUCACCAGGACAGGACGGCAGAUCUCAAAAGACAGACUUAUUGAAGGCAAGGGCACAGCAGAACAGGAAGCUUAAAAAUGCCUGGGAGACAGUUGUGUCUUCGAACCCCUGGUGUCGUGCAACAAAGGCUGAACCUUUUACUUCUGCCUUUCUACCAAAUCCAGUAAAGGUCAUGGAAUAUUUCCUGAACCUGGACGUCGAAAUCUUUCCCUUCAGGAUUUUCAUUUCCUCCCUUAAGUCACAAAGAAGUUCUUAACCAGUUUCACAGCAUUCACAAGGAAAGACUGUUUGUAAAAAUAGAAUGGCAUUUGAACUCAAGCACCAGAAGCAGGAAACCAGAUGAUGACGAGGGGACAGUUAAUGUCAGGGUUCUCAUUUUGACCUCAGUGCCAACGCAGGUGUCUUACAAUUAGGAUCAAACAUCCUGUAAAGGUUAAGGCAUCAGUCGUUAAGCUUCUGAUUUUGUCAGGCAGGAGUGAGGGGAGAACAAAUUCAAAGGUCACUGGUUAAAUUAAAUCUCCAAGGACAUCUCUUCUCUGAGGUGAGAGCAAACAAAAGCAGGAAACGCGAUGAUACCGCGGUUGGAGUUAAUGUGGGAGAUCAUUUUCAUAUUCUUUGUCACUGCGAUAACUCACAGUUAAUGACAUUCAUCCUACCAUGUCUUUCAACCAAUCACUGUGAAGGCCAAGGCAUCACUUCUAAACUAGCUUUAACUGGCAAGUCAGAGGGAGAGGGAGAGACGUCAACUUUGGCAGAUUAAGCCAUUUCAUACAGACAUGGAACAAUCAUUUACAGGCUGUUUGAUUAUGAUCCACUGUUCACCCAAUUCCGUCAAAUCUAGUCUCACGUUUGAGGUCAAACAUCUCAUUUUUUGUGUUCUCCAAAAAAAAAAAAAAAAACACUUGUCAAGGCCAAUACAUCACCCCUGAAGUUUCAAGUACAAAUCCUCCUCCUCCUCCUCCUCUUCCUCAGGCGAGUGCAUCACUUCAACAAAGUGUUGAGGACUUCCUCCACUAAUUUCCCCCUUUGUUUUUCGACCUGUAGCCAAAAUCUGACAUGAAAAGGCUUGACUACUCUCCCCCAAAGACACAGAAGAGCUCUUUGUACUCAGCCUUGUUCUGCUUUGUGCCAUUUUCAAUUUCUGUUGGAAGUGACGAGAGCUGCUCUUCUUAUCUUAGAUGUCAUGGAAGCUUUGCUGCCGCUCACUAAUGCUCUCUCAUCUUCUUUCUUUCAUCCUCUCCCCUGUUGGUGGCGUCGGCGGCAAAGUAAAACAGUGAAUGAGGUUGAUAGACUUUGUUUGGAUUAUUUAAUUCAAAGCAAACUGCAGGUUGGGUUGGAGUAACUUCAGGCAGCAGGGGUCUACCUUUCCACGCUUUUUAUCCAUUUAAAGUGGUUUUGAAUGAAUCAAAACCACUUUAAAUGGACCGGGUCUGUUAAAAACUACGUGGCAUCCUGCAGAAGUUAGAGUGGAUUUAAUGAUAAAUCCUUCACAUCACGUCCUUUUGAUGAAACAAUCAAACUGCUGGCAGCUAAGUCUUUAUAAAACUUUUGCUGAGGUGUCAUGGUGUGUCAGUCUGUGACAGACGUGACUUUAUCCAAACAUGUUGGCAGACCUUACAAAUACAGUGAGUGUCGGAUUUUCUUUGCCAUUCUCAGCCCAAAGGGACAAAUUUGCUCUCCUCCUUCCACUCGACAGCCUUUUGACUCUCCUUAAUCUUCCUGACAGGGUAAUUUGGUGUGUUGUACAGCUCUAAAAAUACAGAUGAAGGCUGUUGUCACCCACGGAGCCAGAUGGUCAGAGGGCUGUACUUCUCUAUUGGUUCAAUAUGUUUUUUCUCUCUGUCUUUCUGGUCCUCUGUCCCUUUCAAUAUGUCUUCUUUCUCAUUUGGCAGGUCAUUCUUCUUCACCGUUGCUCUCUGUGGCCCUCCCCCUCCGUCUUUGUCUCUUUGAAGACCUGACUGGUUAGCGCCUUUGCCAAUCUGUCAACGAAUGCUUGACUGGACACCCAGAGAAAAAAAGGCAGACAGAGUCUGGUUUUCUUUGAUGGGGCGGGCCGAAGAGAGAGUGGUAUUCAGGCCCAUUGAACACCGCCUUCCAUCAAUGUGACACAGCAAGGAGAAUAAUUGGCAGAACAAAUUGAAGCCAUGGGGCUUAUGAACGGGAGCUAAUGUCUGUUUUGAAAGGUCCGUUAUGGUCCCAGACAUUAAAAAAAAAACAAGUCCUCUUGAGUUCUAUUACAAAGGCCCAGAUCUGGCGUAGAAAUAGAUUGGAUACAGUCCAUGUCCUGCACUUGUUGGACUUGUGUUUUGGUGGUAAUGUCGGUUUGUAACAGUGUUACAGGGACACGGUACUUUCACGCAUCAGAUUGAGUACGCCUCCUCCAAAGGUUUAGUGCUGCAGGUUGUAAAGGCCAUGACUUUACCGUCAUUGUACCUUUACCGUCAAUGUAUUAGGAAAUAGCUAAUAUCUGAUGACGACGCUGUUACACUUCCUCAGUGACCAGAUCAUUACCUCAGAAACGUUCACACACAGGGCAGUACUACAGUCAGUAGCACAAGCAGAUUGGAUUCAUGUUAGCACCAGAGAAAUGCUUUGGUUUGACAGCAAAACAAAAAAGGAUGGCGUCAUGAACACACUUAUAUUAUAUGUUGAGAAAAUAAAUGUGACAUCUAAGAGCCGCUAAAGGUAAAUGACGAGGCAGAAUAAAACACUCAACACAAAUAUUUCACAAGUGUUUUUUAUUGUUUUGGUUGUCAUAUCAUUUGUAGUGUUUCAUCUUGUUCAACACAACAUACUACAAACUGUGCCACCUGGUACCUGCACUCUCACGGCUGUAUUUGGACUAGAUCUGGAAACCACUCAGGUGGCAGAAUAAAAACCCUGAUCAGCAGCCUGGAAACUCUCCUUGUUCCUGUGUAACACGUUCUCAUUUCUGCUCAAACAUGCCCGAGUACGUCUCCAAUAUGAAUUCAUUUUCCACCCUUUUCCCACUGAAGACGGCUCUGCUCCAAAAAGACCUUCUUUUUCUGUGCUGCGUUAAGUCCACAGCUGCCAAAAUGAAACAUUCUGUCACUUCCAAGCGCUCAGCGCUAAACAGGAAUCAGAUCUGCGUGACCAUGACUAAUUUUUACUGCACCUUUAGUCUGACUCGUGGCGGUGCAGCUAAUGUUUCAGGAUCCUUUUGCCAAUUUGGAAAAGUGACAUGGCACAGCAAUGGAAUAUAACGCAGUUUAAAGCUGUCUCUUCUGCGCUCAUAAAUCCCCCUGCAGGUCCAACAGAGUACUUUCGGCACAAUGUUUAAAUCCAUUAAGGAGACUUCCGCUGGUGAAAAAGCAGAGGUGGAUGUUUCCUCAUCUUUUGCUUUUUCUACUUCAUCAGUUCAGUGAUCAAACCACUCACAUGCCCUCUCUCUCUCUCUCUCUCUCUCUCCACGCUUUUGUGGUGGAGGAAUUCUUCGUCCUGCCUGGCUCAUUAACUCAGGCUACAUUCACACUAUACAUGAACUUAUAGAAAAUCAUAGCCUUUUUUUCUUUUGCCUUUUCAUCUCUCCUCCUCUAGACACUGUGAGAAACGUCACGUGGUUAAAAAUGUUUUUUUUUUCCAAAGUGAAGCACAAAUCCAUUUUUUUUUUCCAGAGACAUAUCUAUGUUGUUUAUAGAACGACUGUAUCCUCAUUCCUCCAAACCCUCUGUUCCAGAGUUCAACCCCCAGCUCUCCUCCUGUCAGCCCUCACCCUCUUUUCUCCUCCCCCUCCUCCUCCUUUUCUUUCUCUCACCCUUGGUUGCUCAUUCCCAUGCUGGAGCUUGUAGAUUGCUGGAUUACACUGGCGCUGCUGAGAGGGCCGCCCCAUUCAUUGUAAAGACACGGACAAUUGCUCCUUUACCCUGACAGGGUCCCCAAAUAAUCCCCGUCAGGGCUGAGAGUGUGCAACAAGGUUGAGCAGAGGCAGCGCUGAGAGCAGCUGAGAAACUUCUAAUAUACACACUGUCUUAAUGUGUUUAAACAGCAGAGAAGGUGUUUUCAUUUUAUAGAGAGAAGACGGAGCGAGGGCUGAAGGUGACUUUAGGGAAAGUGAUGCUCUGCAGCAAGAAACAGUAUUCACUUCUUUUACAAGUGGGAAUUUAGUGAGUGAAAAGAAAAUACUCCAGAAGAAGGACAGAGGAAGAGAAGGGAAGAAAGAGAAAAGAAUUAAGGAGCUUCUGAACAAACUUCUGAAGAAAAAGAAAGACUUUGAUUUUUAGAAACGUCUCAGUGCUGCACAAUGAAGCACCAAUUGCAUUUGCUCUCUGUGGUUUUCUGCACUUUGGUCCUCCUGCCCCAUGGCCUUCUGGGAACACCGGCAAGGAAAGAAAAGGAUGAUGAAGCAGGAAGCUCUGUGCCACUUCAGAGGGUGAAACGAGGCUGGGUUUGGAACCAGUUCUUUGUCCUGGAGGAGUACACUGGACUAGAGCCACUUUAUAUCGGCAAGCUCCACUCAGACAUGGACAAAGGAGAUGGAUCUAUUAAGUACAUCCUGACAGGAGAAGGAGCAGGAACCACCUUCACCAUUGACGACAGCACAGGUGAUAUUCACGCCAUCCAGAGGCUGGACCGGGAGGUGAAGGCCCAAUAUGUGCUACGUGCUCAGGCUAGAAACCGUCUGACAGACAGACCUCUGGAGCCAGAGUCAGAGUUCAUAGUGAAGAUCCAGGACAUCAAUGACAACGAACCCAAAUUCCUGGAUGGACCCUACAUCGCAACUGUCCCAGAAAUGUCCAAAAUAGGAACAUCUGUGAUCCAGGUGACCGCCACAGAUGAAGACGACCCAACCUACGGCAACAGCGCUCGUGUGGUCUACAGUAUUCUGGAGGGUCAGCCAUACUUCUCAGUUGAUGCCAAAACAGGUGUGGUGCGUGUUUCCCUGGCAGACAUGGACAGAGAGACCAGAGAAAACUACACUGUUCUCAUCCAAGCCAAAGACAUGGGUGGUCAGAUGGGUGGACUGGCCGGCACCACCACUGUUAGCAUCAUGCUCAGUGACGUCAACGACAACCCACCGAUGUUUGAGCAAAGGCUGUACCAGAUGAGCAUCCCAGAGUCAGCGCCCGUGGGUUCAGUGGUGGGACGAAUAUGGGCAAAGGACAAGGAUGUGGGGCUCAACGCUGAGAUGAAGUACAGCAUCAUAGACGGAGACGGAAGAGACACGUUUGACAUCAGCACUGACCCCACCAAUGUUUUUGGCCUCAUUUUGGUGAAAAGGCCCUUGAACUUUGAGAAAAAACUCAGUUAUACACUAAAGGUACAGGGCGCAAACACCCACCUGGACCCAGCCUUUCACUCCAAUGGGCCGUUCAAGGAUGUGACCAUUGUGCACGUGAGCGUGGAGGACGUGGAUGAGCCGCCAGUCUUCGAUCUGCCGUCGUACUAUGUGGAGUUACCAGAAGAUGCAGAUAUUGGGAGGCUAGUAAAGACGGUGUCGGCCAGAGACCCAGAUGCUGCCAACAACACUGUGAGGUACUACAUCGAGGGAUCCACCGACCCAAAGAAGUAUUUCUAUAUUGAUAUCACCUCCGGGUCACUGAUGACAGUGCGUCCGCUGGACCGAGAGCAAGUGGGAUGGCAUAACAUCACAGUUCUGGCCAUGGAGAUGUACAACCAAAGACAGAUUGCCAGUGUAGCGGUGACCAUCAAAGUCUUGGACGUGAACGAUAACCCCCCUGAGCUGACACCCUUCCUGGAGGCGUACGUGUGUGAGAACGCUAGGCCUGGACAGCUGAUCCAGACUGUCGCAGCAGUAGACCCAGAUGAACCACUAGGUGGACAUCGCUUCUACUACAGUUUGGCUCCAGAGGCCAUAAAUAACCCAAACUUCACCCUGAGAGACAACCAAGACAACACAGCGUGGAUCCUGACUCGCCGUGGAGACUGGUCACAGCAGGACCAGUCCAUCUUCUACUUGCCUAUCUUUAUCUCUGACAGCGAGCAGCCGGUCCAGACCAGCACCAGCACACUGACCAUUCAAGUGUGCAGCUGUGACCACGAGGGCAAUGUCAUGUCCUGCAAUCCAGAUGCCUACGUUCAGCCAGUGAGCCUGAGCAGAGGAGCACUCAUCGCCAUCCUGGCCUGCAUCUUUGUCCUCCUGGUAAUGGUUCUGCUCAUGCUCUUCCUGCGUAGUCAGCGUAAGAAGCCCUAUUUGUGCGAUGAGGAGGAGAAUGUCCACGAGAAUAUCGUGCGUUACGAUGACGAGGGUGGCGGCGAGGAGGACACCGAGGCAUUUGAUAUUGCUGCCAUGUGGAAUCCACAUGAGGUACACCGUCCCCUUGGAAAGAUGAGGCAGGACAUGAUCCCGGAGAUAGAAAGUUUGUCCCGCCAUGUCCCUCAGCCCUGUGUAGUGGGUGUUGGCAGUGGGGACGGUAACGUUCAUGGAUAUGUGCUGUCAAAACUAUUAGAGGCUGACAUGGACCCGUGUGCACCACCUUAUGACUCCCUGCAGACCUACGCCUAUGAAGGGGAAGGUUCAGUUGCAGAGUCCCUCAGUUCUCUCCAAUCAGGAGCCUCAAAUAAUGACCAUGACUAUGAUUAUCUCAAUGACUGGGGUCCUCGUUUCAAAAAACUGGCUGAAAUGUAUGGCGUUCUUGAGACUAACACUUCACCAAUGUGGUAAUACUUCUUUGCCUUUGUCCCUUUUUAACACCAGUGACUUGUAAAACAAAGCAAAACAAAGACACAAACAGACUGAUGUGCCAGGAUGUGUUACCUACACACCUAUUACUCUUAGCACUUGAAUUGUGGCUCAAGCCUCAAUUUUCCACAUCUUUGGAGGCUAGUAUUUGAAAGCAGCAGCCACUGCAGCAGGAUCAGCAUAAGUGGGAGUUGUUUUUUUUUUUUUUUUAAAUCUGCCCCAAAGGAAGACUGUUCGGAUAUUGGCAGCCGUGUGGGGCCCACAAAGGAAUGGCUUCAAAGCACAUGCUAAUUCCCUCAUCUGACCCAGUCAUGAACAGAAAGCCUCUUUGGCUCAAAGUCUGCAGUGAAUUAUGCCAAGAGAUGAAAAUGAGCAGAACCAGACUGCCUUUAAUAUUUAAAGGAGCAUAGUACAAGAACUUCGGAUGUCCGAGUCUGAACUGAUGCAAAUCACAACAUUGAAAGGAAGAGAGAAGUGAGGAGUCACUCAAAAAAAAAAAAAAUUCUGUUUUUCUGUUGGUGACAGGUCUUAAUUUAUGUGUUUUAUUUAUUUUUUUCUAAAUUAUUUUAAUGGAACACUGAUGUCAAAUGUCAAUCUUUAAAGGAUAAUAUGUUUGGUAACAUUCAAGAUGUAACAUUCCACGUUUACAGUGUGUUUUUAUCGAGCUGAAAAGGUGGCGAUGCUGUAAAUCUGUGUAGGUCACGUUGGUUUAAAUGUUAAUUGUAUUUUUGUUUUGUACCGAUGUUUUUUUUUUAAUGUAACUGAUGUUUUUGUGAAAAUACAUUGUUGUUGAGAAAAAAAACCCAUCCUUGUUUAGUACUAGCUACUUCCCACUUGCAAAAGAUGGACCGACUUCUGGUUUGACGUUGAGGCUGUUUUGCUGUUAUCAAUCCAAACACACCACCAUCACAGUAAAGUGAUGUAUUAGUUCUACAACAAAACGUGUUGUAUUGCUCCUGAAUAACUGAAAUGUCUCUGUGUCUGUGUCUGUAGAAGAGAAAUGAGUUACAUACUCAUGUAUUAGCACUUUCCCUUAGCAAGCACAGAAAUCACAAUCACUAAAAACAAAUCAGGACCGGCUUCAUCAGCACUAUUUAAGUUUUGCAGUUCAAGGUCAGUAAACAUUAAUUUUAACAGAGUUUAUGUUGCUAAAUGCUAGUUUUAGGGAUUAUGCAUACGACAUAAAAAUUGUAAAUUUUGGCAAAUUGACUACUGGCCACCAAUUGUGGGGCAGCGUUGGAUCAGCCAGAUGAUUAUAAGGACCAUCAUAAAGUUGGCAUGCUGUUGGAUCAACGCUAACUGCCAAGGCUUAAAGCAGGAGUUUACUAUUUAUUAUUUUACAUUACGACUGUUAAAUGUUAAUUCAACCAAUUAUCUGGUAAAUCCUGAUAGAUUUUUUUUAUCAUCAUUGUUGUUUAGAAUGACAUAAUUAAUGUUGCCUUAUAAUAACAGACCUAGAACUAGUAGCUGUUUGACUUGAGUGAAGAGACUGAGUGGAAACAACAUCAUGCCAUCCUUUCAUUUCUAAGAUUUAUUUCAGCAACCAGGUCUAUUUGUUCAUUUCUUUUGAGUGUCCUGGUUUAUAAAACGGCUUAAUGGUUUUUCAUUUGAUGUAAACACUCCAUCACUAAUAUGAUGUCAUGCUUUUUUCCUCUCACCAUAUACACGAGGCCAUCUCCUCCAAAGACACUGAUGAUCAGCAUUAAGUGCCAAAUGCAAAAAUGACAACAAAAAGAGUGAUGUGGAAGCAAUGUGCAAAAGACUGAACUUUAUACCAAAAGAAAAUAACGUUUUUUUGGAACUGAACCGUAGUUUUUUGAUAAUUUGAUUGGUAUACGUUUACCUAAAAUUGUUCUUGUUGUAAGUCAUGCUACAGUGUGUGGUAUGUGAAUGUAGAUAUUUUUUGUAUUCUUCAUAAUAAAAUGGUUAAAACAUA